AGUUGCCAUAGCUGCGAGUCCGGGGUGAGCGGGAGUCGGUUGCGCCGAAGCCUUUGGUCAGUUGUACCUUGUGGGUCACCAGUGGCCGCGGGAGCCGGGUGGGGGCCUCGGCGAUGAUCCGGCAUUAAGAACCUGGAGUCAUCUUUAGUCUCAGGUGCCGGCCCCCACCUCUCCGGAGCCCUUUCUCUGGUGUUUGGGGAAAGAGUAGGGACAAGCAAACAUCUUCUUUACUAGACCUUUUGCCCUGAACCUAAUGAAGAAAUGAUAGGAGAAAGACAUAUGUGCCUAAGAAGAGCACUGAGUUCAGAGGAGAGCUACACGGAGUUUUGGGGGUGUGCUUUGAGUUACAUCAGAUGCAGUUUGAACAUCUCUUAUUGCUCAAAGUAAUUGAAAUUAAUAACGGAAGACUUUGCAUGUUUAUACCAGUGAAAUUCAUGCUGAGAAGUAUGAUUCUGUCUCAUUAAAAGUAUGUAAUUCUACUUGGGGAUUUGCAUGUAUCAAUGGCAGAAUCAACCAGUGAUUCAGACCGCUUCCGCUAUCGUGACCGUGACCGUGACCGUGUGAAUCGAUGGGCAGCCAGGUCCAUUCCAAGGGAAACCGGAAGUCAUGCUGCAGUAGAUGUCACUGAGAAGGUCAACACUAUCACAAGUACUUUACAGGAUACUAGUCGGAACCUUCGACAAGUGGACCAGAUGCUUGGGCGAUAUCGGGAAUAUAGUAAUGGACAGGCUGGUAUUGUUGAACAUUUAAGAGAAACCUUGGAAAAAUCAAUAAACCAACUGCGGAGUCAACGCUUACAGAGAAACUCAGGAGGGAGAAGUGUUUCUGUUACGAGUCUGAGUACAAGUGACCUCGAUGGUGGCACUGUGACAGAGAGCCACCGUUUUCCACCUACCUCACCUCUUAAGGAUUAUGAUCCACAGGGGGCCAAGCGAAGUAAGUCCAGAACAAGUGUCCGCUUUCACGAGACUGAUGAUGUGACCCAGCUUCAUACUUUUCACCAGUCCCUCCGAGACCUCAGUAAUGAACAGCUUCGCCUUGGCGAGGAUUUCAACAGGGAGAUAUCCCGGAGAAGCCGGUCAGAUGCCGAAACAAAAAGGGCAUUGGAAGAAUUGACUGAAAAACUUAGUGAACAGAAACAAGAUGUGGUUGCAGAUCGGGUGGAGCGGCGGCUUCAGGAAAUAGAAAGAGAGAUGCGUACAGAAAGAGAGUUGGUGGAAAGACGGCAGGAUCAGUUGGGACUUAUGUCCUUGAAGCUGCAGGAGGCAUUGAAGAAACAAGAAGCUAAAGCAGACGAGACUGAGGGUGUAAUGAAAAAUAAGCUACAGCAAACUGAAACUGAGAAGAGUCAACUGGAACAGGAAUUGGAGCUAUCUCGCAGGCUAUUGAAUCAAUCAGAAGGCAGCAGAGAAAUGCUUUUGCAUCAGGUAGAAGAACUGCGUACACAGCUCACAAAAGCAGAAGGUGACCGGAAGGGUUUACAACAUCAGAUUUCCAAGCAGCGUUUAAACCUGCAGGAUGAUGAAGAUGACUGGAGGUUUAGAAGAGGGAUAGAACGAGAAAAACAGGAUCUGGAGAAGCAGAUGUCUGGUCUGAGAGCGCACCUAAACUUCAAUGCAGUGGCAUCUGAGUUGGAGGAGGUGAAGCGGUGCAUGGAGCGAAAAGACAAGGAGAAAGCCAAUUUAGCAGCACAAAUAGAGGAUUUAGCAUGCGAAUUGGAGAGCAGGGAAAAACAACAGAUGCAGAUGUUGGAUCGACUUAAGGAGAUCCAGAAUCACUUUGAGACAUGUGAGGCUGAGCGUAAGCAUGCUGACCUCCAGAUCUCAGAGCUGACUCACCACGCUGAGGAUGCAACCAAGCAGGCCGAGCAGUACCUCAGCGAGUGCCAGCAGGCAGAGGCCCUGAGAGAGGAGGCAGAGAAGAGGAGAGAAGACCUGAAAAUUAAAGCUCAAGAAGCCAUUAGGCAGUGGAAGCUUAAGUAUAAGAAGGCAGAGCGAGCCUUGGAGAAACAAUCUGAAACUCUUGAUCAACUGACUGAUAAGAAUAAUCAGAUUCUAAAAGAAAAGGAUGACUUGAAAAAUCAGCUUUAUGUAGCAUUACAACAAAUAGAGAGUCUUCGAAAGGAACUCAAUGAUGUUUUGACCAAGCGUGCCCUCCAGGAGGAAGAGCUUCACUGUAAGGAGAAGAAGCUAAAUGAUAUUCAGUCUCAUCAAACUGACCUUGAACUAGAAGUCAAGAGCUCUCUGGACACCAUCCAUAGACUAGAGAGUGAAUUGAAAAGGCAGAAUAAGACUCAAAGCCAGAUUAAAGUAGAGAAAGCUCACCUGGAGGAAGAACUUGCAGAGCUAAGGAGGAGCCAUGCUGAGGACAAAGCAAAACUUCUCGAGAUGCAAGAGUCUAUCAAAGACUUGAGUGCCAUUCGAGCAGAUCUUGCUAACAAAUUGGCAGAAGAAGAGAGAGCCAAGAAAGCUGUGCUUAAGGAACUCUCUGACCUCACAGCUCAGGCAAAAUCCAGAGAUGAAGAAACAGCUACUGUUAUCAGUCAGCUGAAGCUAGAACGAGAUGUUCAUCAGAGGGAACUGGAAGAUCUCACAUCAUCACUGCAGAGCGUGAAAAUGAAACAUGAACAAAAUAUCCAGGAGCUGAUGAAGCAUUUUAAGAAAGAAAAGAAUGAAGCAGAGAAUCACAUUAGGACACUGAAGGCAGAAAGCUUAGAAGAUAAGAAUAUGGCUAAAGUUCAUCGUUGUCAGCUAGAGAAAUUGAAAUCACAGUGUGAAAGACUCACAGAUGAAUUAUCCCAGAAUGAAAAUGAGAACAAAAAACUCAAGCUAAAGUACCAGUGCUUGAAGGAGCAGUUAGAAGAAAAGGAAAAGCAUAUAAGUAAUGAAGAAGAGCACUUAAGGAGAAUGGAAGAGGCCAGAUUGCAGCUCAAAGAUCAACUUCUUUGUCUGGAGACAGAACAGGAAUCCAUUCUUGGUGUGAUAGGAAAGGAAAUUGAUGCAGCCUGUAAAACUUUCUCUAAGGAUUCAAUGGAGAAAUUGAAAGUUUUUUCCUCUGGUCCUGAUAUACAUUACGAUCCACAUCGCUGGUUAGCAGAAAGCAAGACUAAACUUCAAUGGCUCUGUGAGGAACUGAAAGAGAGAGAAAACAGAGAGAAAAACCUGCGACACCAGUUGUUGGUGUGCAGGCAGCAACUCAGGGAUCUGACAGAAAAUAAGGAUUCGGAGCUCCAGUGUCUCUUUGAACAGAUAGAAAGGCAGGAGCAGCUUCUGGAAGAAAUACACCAGGAGAAGCGAGACCUGGUAGAAGAGACACAAAGGAAAGAUGAAGAAAUGGAAUCUCUGCAGGACCGUGUAAAUGCAUUAGAAACGAGUACCCGAGUGGCCUUGGACCAUCUGGAGUCUGUGCCUGAGAAACUGAGCCUCCUAGAAGAUUUCAAAGACUUUAGAGAUUUCCGCAGUUUAUCAGAGAGGAGUGAUGUGAGAUAUGCCAAAUACAAAAUUUACAGAGAUUCUCUUCAGCAGCACCAAGAUGACACCAAAUACAGAGUCAAGCCCUUCAAAGAUGACAGAAGGUUCUCCGAAGGUUCCCACGGUCAUGGGUUAGAUCACUCAACGUCUUGGCAGGAUUCUAGUCGCUUCCCGUCUAGUCCUCGAUUUUCACACUUCAACUCCUUGCCAGCAUUUACCAAAAGGACUGUUACUCCAGACUCGGCUUCAAUCAAGGGAGAUAUUGCAAAUUUACCAAUGAAUAGAGCAAGCCCACAAUCCAAGAAGGACGAAUAUGAAAGAAAAAAAAGCAAAAUGUAAUUAGUUAUUUUAUUUAAGUGUUUUAAGAGUAAUAGUUUAUCUGUCCUUUGCUGCCAUUUGGACCCAAUUGUCUAACAUACAUACCUGUGGCUUUGGCUCUUUGCUAUUGCCAAAUGUUGACUAAGAUGAAAAUAUACUUAGUCUUUGUGAAUGAUACAUUUAACCAAAAGUGAAUGAUAUUACCAAAGUAAUAUCAAUUUAUGAAUGAUAGGCAGCUAACUAAAUGGCACCUUAUGCCAAUAGAGAAAGUUAUAUUUUCACUUUGUAUUUCACUUUUAUAAAAUGUGGUCAGUUACAAUUUCCUGACCAAAACUUGGGUUUAUAAUUGAUGCCUUUCAAAAAUUACUGGCUAAAAUAAGAAAAAUGAGUUCCCCUUUAGGCAAAAGUUGCCAGCACUUUAAAUUCAGGGAGCAUUUAUAUACAAUUAAUUUUUCAAAUGCUUUCUCCCUAAUUAAUUAUCAUGUGUUAUAACAUGUCAUGGAGAUUUGCAUAUGUCAUAUUAACUCAUUUUGUAAAUGCUCAGGACUAUUCGUGUCCAUCAUCUAGCACUCUAUUACCAUAGGAAGUACCUUAAAAUGAUUUCUAAUCAUCCUUUUUUAAUAGCAAUAAAGAAUUUAUAAACAAUAUCUGAAUUGUAGAGCGCUGUAAAGAAUUCAGAGCACAAUUUAUUUGUCUUUUUGUCAAAUGUCCCACAUAUCCCAAAGAUUGUCAUAUACUGGAUUGUCAUCUUUGAUUUAAUGUGACCAAACUCCUGAGUUCAUAAGGUUCACUCUGCAAGAGCUCUUGUAGAAUUUGGUACGAUCCACCUGCUUUUCACCACCCAGCUCUUCUCAACAUCGAAGUGUUUUUAAGACCUUAUCCUUUUUGCUUGCUCAUCUACCAGUGGAGGAAGAGUUAAAUGUAGUAUAGUGGUAAACAUCUAGAAACUCAGUCCUACUGGGUUAAAAUGGAAAGACCGCACAGAGACAAGGACAAUAAAGCAAUUCCUUAGUAAUAAUGCGCAUUACACUUGUGUUUGUUAAAAUGGACUUCUCUCAUUUUGUGAAGGUGCUUCUAUUUCCAUUUAAGAUAUGUUUUCCUAACCUACCAUAUUUAGAGGUAUGUGAUGCUAUAAUUACUGUAGAAAAUGGAGAUGUUUAAUAUUUAAAAAUUUUAAUAAUAUGAACUCUAACCUGAAAGUACAGCACAUACUUUAUCUUUUAUU
Molecule: messenger RNA, 5013 nt
Organism: Perognathus longimembris pacificus (Pacific pocket mouse)
Lineage: Eukaryota; Metazoa; Chordata; Mammalia; Rodentia; Heteromyidae
Gene: Cep128
Product: centrosomal protein 128
Exons: 26
Coding region: 501-3809 (1102 amino acids)
Source: RefSeq, a predicted model, not a curated record